Paramecium tetraurelia is the source of this 345-nucleotide messenger RNA. RefSeq lists its product as uncharacterized. Gene Ontology annotation, cellular component: cytosol; mitochondrion. Gene Ontology annotation, molecular function: metal ion binding; metalloendopeptidase activity. The transcript has 2 exons. NCBI's taxonomy places the organism in Eukaryota, Ciliophora, Oligohymenophorea, Peniculida, Parameciidae. Gene Ontology annotation, biological process: peptide catabolic process. The record is from RefSeq and is a predicted model, not a curated record.
AUGGAGAAAGUCAAAUUAAACUCUACUUUUUUUUUCAUACUUCUUACUAUUUCCAUUUGCGAUCUAAUAGGAUUAUUAUAAUUGGAUCAACCUUUUUAAUACGUUUCUGCAGCACAUGUAAUUAAAGCUUAAAUCCCAGAGAGGAAUUAAGUAUCAGCAACUUAAACAGGGACACUCGAGCCACUUCAAGGGUAGCAUAUUGAUAAGGUUAAGGUGAUUAAGCCUAUCAUUGAUCAUAGAUAAUAUAGAUAUUUAGAAUUGGAGAAUCAUUUGAAAGUGCUCUUAAUUCACGAUGCUGAAUCUGAAAUGGCAUCAGCUGCUAUGGAUGUGAAGGCAGGAUCUUGA